Molecule: messenger RNA, 396 nt
Organism: Rhinocladiella mackenziei CBS 650.93
Lineage: Eukaryota; Fungi; Ascomycota; Eurotiomycetes; Chaetothyriales; Herpotrichiellaceae
Exons: 2
Coding region: 1-396 (131 amino acids)
Biological process (GO): mRNA splicing, via spliceosome
Cellular component (GO): spliceosomal complex; nucleus
Source: RefSeq, a predicted model, not a curated record
AUGCCCCCCAUUCGUCCCCGAUCCUCACGCAAACCCCCGCCCCAGGGUUUCGAAGAUAUCGAAGACACCCUCCUCGAAUACGGAAAUAAAAUGCGCGAUGCCCAAAACGCCUCUCACGAAGGUAAAAAGAAACAUGAAACCCUCUGGCCCAUCUUUCAAAUCUCCCACGCCCGUUCCCGCUACGUCUACGACCUCUACUACACCCGCAAAGCCAUCUCGAAACAGUUAUACGAGUGGUUAUUGAAGAACGGGUACGCAGACGCCAAUUUGAUCGCCAAAUGGAAGAAGCAAGGGGUUCCCAAAGCGCAGUUGAAAAAGGGAGACGGGAACGGAACUGAUGGGGGAGGCGUGCAGUGUGUUAAUUGCGGGUGUCGAGGAUGUUCGAGCAGUGAUUGA